UUGUGUAUCCAGCGAGCUAAACGGGCACCGCUGGUGUCCAGAAGCAGCGUCUCCUUGGGUCAGGUGUGAUGAAGCUUUAGACCCCAGGAGGACGAUGCUGUCCCACCUCAGAGGGACGUUUUAUGUCCAGCGGGCCUGGAGCAGCUCCAGCUGCCUCUUCAUGGACCUGUCCAGUCCUGGGCUGGUCCUCCAGUCUCAGUCCACCGAUGUGUUCCAGAACCUGGCGCUGGAGGACUGGAUCGACGCCCACGUUGACCUGCACCAACGCAGCAUCCUGCUGCUGUGGAGGAACCGGCCCGCCGUCGUCAUCGGCCGCCAUCAGAACCCGUGGGCCGAGUGCAACCUGCCGGCCAUGAGGAGCGCUCAGGUCCCUGUGGCCCGGAGACGCAGCGGCGGCGGGACGGUCUACCACGACCUUGGGAACCUCAACCUGACCUUCUUCGCCUCCAAGAAGGCGUACGACCGGAAGAGGAACCUGAAGGUGGUGACGGACGCCGUGCGGAGAGUCCGGCCGCAGCUGGACGUCCAGGCCACGGACAGGUUGGACAUUUUACUGAACAGACGCUACAAGAUCUCAGGCACAGCGUCCAGACUCAGCAGGAAGUCCUCCUACCAUCACUGUACCCUCCUCCACUCGGCAGACCGCUCUGCCAUUGCCGCUCUGCUCCGCCCCUCUUGUCCCGGUAUCCGUAGCAACGCCACACCCAGCGUCCCCUCACCUGUGGCCAACCUGACAGACCACGCCCCCUCCCUGCAGUGGGAGGAGCUGCUGGAGGCUGUGGUGCAGCAGUACAGCUCAGAGUUUGGCAUCAUGUCUGCGUCCCGGCGGGUCGACCCGGCCGACGAGGCUCUGUUUCCGGGCGUUGGCAGUAUGGAGGCGGAGCUACGCAGCUGGGAGUGGACGUUUGGGAAGACGCCAAAAUUCAGUGUGGAGACGCAGCUGGAGCUGAGGGACGAGCAGCCGGCGGCUCGCUGUAGCGCUCAGCUCCAGAUGGAGGUGAAGAACGGGCGGGUGGAGAGCUGCCGGGUGGAGGUACCGGCCGCCUGGCUUCCUGAGCGGCUCAGCGCCUCGCUGGCCCAGGCUCUGCUGGGAGAACGCUUCUGUCCUCACCGGGCCGCCGCUGCUCUGAGCGCGCUGCUGCGCUGCGAGAGCGGGCCGCUGCACAGCCGCCUGCACAGCCGCCUGCACAACCUCUGUGACGUCCUAGUGGCUGCUAUGGGCUGAGGACCGCUGCCCCCUGCAGGCUGCUACUGUCAUUACAGCAGUCAGAAACAACAAACUCCACAUACUGUGGAUAUUAACCAGAACACGAUCACAAAAAAUAUGGACAGAAGAAGAUUAAGGCUGAUGAAAACAAAAGAGUAUACACUUUAUUCUUAAAAUUAUGUUUUUAAUCUCAGAAUCCUAGAUUUAAGUCUCAAAACUAACAAAUAAAAGUCAGAAUCUAACUUUAAAUUCAUAAUUCUGACUCCAAUCUCAAAUUAUUUCUUCUUUUUUCUCCAAAUCUGAUUUCAGUCUAAAAGUUCUGUAAUUUUUUCCCCAAAUUUUUCCAUCUGUCUUUCUUUGGCCUUAAUCCUUUUCCGUAUCAGUAAGAAUUAAUUAAAGAAGAUUAAUUCUCUUUUUCUGUCACACUAACAUUAGUCUGACCUCAUAUAAACUUGUCAUCUGCUGCUGUUUACCUCAAAAUUUAUUAAUAACUAAAGUUUAAAUGUGUUUGAAAAUAAAGACUAUUUUUACAUGUGG
Messenger RNA from Poeciliopsis prolifica (blackstripe livebearer), 1744 nucleotides. RefSeq names its product lipoyltransferase 1 (gene lipt1). Gene Ontology annotation, cellular component: mitochondrion; cytoplasm. Gene Ontology annotation, molecular function: lipoyltransferase activity. Gene Ontology annotation, biological process: protein lipoylation. The transcript is spliced from 4 exons. Lineage: Eukaryota; Metazoa; Chordata; Actinopteri; Cyprinodontiformes; Poeciliidae. The record is from RefSeq and is a predicted model, not a curated record. The coding region runs from base 95 to 1225 and encodes 376 amino acids.